This is a messenger RNA of Talaromyces amestolkiae, 750 nucleotides long. RefSeq lists its product as uncharacterized. Gene Ontology annotation, molecular function: triose-phosphate isomerase activity. The transcript is spliced from 6 exons. The record is from RefSeq and is a predicted model, not a curated record. The coding region runs from base 1 to 750 and encodes 249 amino acids. Gene Ontology annotation, biological process: gluconeogenesis; glycolytic process; glyceraldehyde-3-phosphate biosynthetic process. NCBI's taxonomy places the organism in Eukaryota, Fungi, Ascomycota, Eurotiomycetes, Eurotiales, Trichocomaceae. Gene Ontology annotation, cellular component: cytosol.
AUGCCUCGCCAAUUCUUCGUCGGAGGAAACUUCAAGAUGAACGGAGUCACCGACUCCAUCAAGUCUAUUGUCUCCAACAUCAACAACUCCAAGCGCGACCCCUCCACUCAAGUCGUCAUCGCCCCUCCCGCCAUCUACCUCACACUCACCCGCGAGCUCGCCGACUCUUCAGUCUCCGUUUCUGCCCAGAACGUCUACGACAAGCCCAGCGGUGCUUACACUGGUGAAUUGAGCGUAGAGCAGCUCAAGGAUACCAAGAUUGACUGGACUAUUGUGGGACACAGUGAGCGCCGUGUUUUGUUGAGGGAGGAUGAUGAUUUCGUUGCGCGCAAGACGAAGGCUGCUAUUGAUGGUGGAUUGAGCGUUAUUCUCUGCAUCGGCGAGAGCUUGGAGGAGCGCGAAGCCGGAAAGACUAUCGAAGUCGUCACCAGACAGCUCGGUGCCGUCGCCAAGGUCUUGAGCAAGGAGGAAUGGUCCAAGGUCGUCAUUGCCUACGAGCCUAUCUGGGCCAUCGGAACCGGCAAAGUCGCCACAACCACUCAAGCCCAAGAAGUCCACGCCGCUAUUCGCAAGUGGCUCAGCGAGACCAUCUCCGCCGAAGUCGCCGACAACACCCGCAUCAUCUACGGUGGUAGUGUCAGCGAGAAGAACUGCCGCGACUUGGCCAAGGAGAAGGAUAUCGAUGGUUUCCUUGUUGGUGGUGCUAGCUUGAAGCCUGCCUUCGUUGAUAUCAUCAACUCCCGUUUGUAA